This is a messenger RNA of Mytilinidion resinicola, 2389 nucleotides long. RefSeq lists its product as uncharacterized. The record is from RefSeq and is a predicted model, not a curated record. The coding region runs from base 227 to 2209 and encodes 660 amino acids. NCBI's taxonomy places the organism in Eukaryota, Fungi, Ascomycota, Dothideomycetes, Mytilinidiales, Mytilinidiaceae. The transcript is spliced from 2 exons.
UCCUCGAGCACAUCCAGCUAUUUUUUCUGGAGUAUUUGGCAUUGGUUGCUGUGUUGUGGAGGUGGAAACUCUUGGUGCCUUGUUGCCUGACCGACAUUAUAGUCUUCGCCUACUGUGAGGCUGUACACUUGACUUCGGAUAAGAUAAAACGCCAGCCGCCCCUCGAACGCUCUCGUCACUCUCAACGCGUCGUGAUCUCAUUUCAGCCUUAUCAGAUAUUGCGCAAAUGCCACUGCUGCCAAAUAUCCCGUCAGACCGUGUUCACAGCGGCUGGUGGCGGAAUCUCACAGCACCUGCGUACCGACAGUAUCUCUGGUCCGCGACGAAUGUGGAGGCCGUGAUCAUUCUGGGGAUACUGGGGAUACUGGGAACCAUUGCUGGCGACAAACUCUGGCCUAUUAUGCGGCAUUAUCUUCAGCCUAACAUUCAGCUCCCGGACCCGGAGAAUCUGAGGCUUAAGCUGUCGAGGAUGGAUGCAAUAAAAGCCUUUUGGGCAAAGAUGAAAGGCUUGAGCAGAAGACAUCGCCAGGCACUACGCCCAGUGGACACGACCAUCGAGUUACGAUUCGGCCUUUUUGCAAUACUCAACAUCGUCAGCUUUCUCAUUCUAGGCAUCUUCAUUCCGUUCCUCCUCGCUGAAGGUCUGCAAGGAGAGGCCAUUGUCCUAGCCAGGAAAGAUCUCCAGGGCAGCUACUCCAAUCUCCGUAACAGCGCCGCAUUCGACAAAGGAGUGCGUGAACGAACCAGCGACGACUUCCGAACAUGCGUGACCGAUAGUCGAAACUGGAGUCAAACGGCUUAUUGCGCAGACCUUCGCAAGACGCUCCCGUCGUACACAACAGAGAAUAUGGACUUGAGAGAUCCUGUCUUUGCCGAAUUGCCGUAUCAAUUUCUGGUCGAAAAGGGAGAUACUAAUUAUAAAGCAUUGAGACUGGGUCGAAAUAUUACUUUCCAAGAUGCUGGCUUUAACGUGAAGCCAGGAGGAAAGAAGCUCCUCCAUGAAUUGACUUGCGUUCCUGUAUCUCUGGAUCCUUUUAUUACAUAUGUCAACGGGUCUUUCGAAGAGAAUAACCGAGUCAGUAAACGGUUUGUCAACGGAGCCUUCGAACUCAGAGUCCCGGACUUGCUCCCCUCGGCCCUUGAACAGGGGCAGGGGUUAAUGUUUGAUGUUGUCCUUCACGAUAGUAUGCUUCUUGGAACCUCCAACGAUAUGGACUCCGGUCGUGAGACAUACGUAUACCCAGUAAAGACGGUGAUUAAUCACGGAGACCAAGGAGCGACAUGGUUUCAAACUGAUGUGGAUGCCACAUUGCCAUGGAUCGAGUACAAAGGAAACCCAGCGCUUGCGACGCACCUUCGGGAUGACCUAGCUGUGGGGAUGUUGUAUGGUAGUCCUACUGUAUACACAAGAUUCCGACUUCAAAAUUUUCUCCUCACAUUCAAGCCAGGACGGUCUCCAGUGCCACAAAUAACUGGAAGCCCAUCAGAUGACCCGAUAUACGGAGCCCAUCGCCACGGCUACGGAGCGGGAUAUGUUGCAGAUCGUGAAGUAUCCGCGCUUGGGUGUGCCGAAGUCUUCAAAGUAUGCUCAGAAGAUGAGUGUGUCGCGCGCCCAAUAGGGCAUUUUGAUGGUUGGCUAGACCGUUGCUACCCUGCAAUUAUGUCGGUCUGGGUGAGCGCCCAGAACGAUCCGAUAUACGCCUGGACCCGAAACUUCCUUGUCAACUCGCCAAAUCAGAGCCGACGAUGGCAGGACGACGUCGAAGAAAGAUUUGUCCGAUCGAUGCUCAGAUUCCGAUAUGCUGCGACAUAUGCAGCUGAGCAAGAUGUUGCCACAAAAGCCUUGUACCCAGAAGUUCGCUGGGAGACAUAUCCGCUGCUUUCGCUCUACCGCAAUCCCGACUAUACCAACGUCAACCUCUUGGGGUUUGCUGCCACUGCUAGCGGGUACCUGUAUAUCAUCGCUGCCAGAUACCGGCUCGCCUUGCUCUCCCCAUUAACCCUACCGCUCAAGUUUUCAGCUCGGGCUGCCAGGACGGGCCUGGAGAAGCUCAAAGCCUUCAUCGUUUUCGCGAAAUUUUGCAUCUUUGUGGUUGCUGCAAGACCGAAUACAGUUCCGUUAGACACGUUACAUUCAACGCAAGAUAACGACGAACCAGACAACCCGCCGAGGAUGGCCCGCAAUCGGAGUAAUGAAGCAACGGUUUGAGCGAUGAAUGGCAACUGGGAAACAUCAAUCUUGGAGGAGUGGACCAUGCAAUAGCCGGAGUUCGCCGUCCAACGUGGCCAAAGACGCCCGCUCUUGUCACUUGAGGAAGUGAUCUUGGCAACUGCCAUCGCCUCAAUACGGCAUGGCGAGCAGCUCUUCGAUAGCAGCUAGCCCCUACGU